UAGUCACUGUACUUGAGCUAUACAUUCCAAUUUUAGUCUCUGCUUUUUUUCUGGCAAUCGGCGCACGAAAAUGGCAGCCUCAGAAAUGCUAUCAAAGGAGCAAUUGCUUCAUCUUUUUGAUCGCUUCGCGUUCCUCACCUCCCAACCUGAUGUCAAGAAAAGGAUUGCUGAUGCUGUCAGCGACAAGCAGGAGGCUGUCGCUGUUACCACUGCCAUCCAAGAGGAGAUAUUUUCCGAGAUGGGAAUUGAUCCAAGAUUUGGUCUUACUUGCUUGGGGAAAAUAAACAUGACCUAUGAGAGUGAUCGAGACCUGAUGAUUCGUUUUUAUGAAUUUGUUGCAAAAGAAGAAAUGGCUUGUGAAGAGGCCGAGUUUGGUCCAGACAGGUUUGCUGAAAGAUUAAAGAUGCAACAAAAUUUACAAGAGCAGCAACUGGAGAUGCUGAAGUACAUGCGCAACUUUCACAUGGAUGAUCAGUCUGCAAUACUUGAGAAGAUUCACCAGCAGUUGGAGAAGGCCAACUUUGACACUGAAGCUUCUGUGCUGACAGUGGAGCAGAUGCAGGAUGUUGUUCGACGGAGAGUAUCACCUUUGUUCCAGCCUAGAUAAUCACGGAGCUUUCGUGGAGUUUCUAGUUUUUACUUGCAUUUUAAUUCGACUGUGCCAUUAGAUGUUGAACCAUGGCCCCCCCUGUCACACCAAGAGGAAGAAGAAAUCGAGUGAAGAAUAGCAGCUGCUUGCUUUGCUGCAAUGAAAUGGUUAGGGGAAAUUUUCUGCUCUGCUGUCUAGUAUAUACUGGCUGAAACCCAGGAAGCUGAGGGCUGUAGUUUCAGUUUGUUUACUUGAAAGUAGCGUGACAUUUUACUUGAAUGAAGUAGUAGUAUUAAUUUCGUCUGUAUUUCAAAGUCUAUAUGAUGUGGUUUAAGUAGACAUUUGUUAUCUAUUUAAGUAAACAUUUGGAACAA
Molecule: messenger RNA, 963 nt
Organism: Nicotiana tabacum (common tobacco)
Lineage: Eukaryota; Viridiplantae; Streptophyta; Magnoliopsida; Solanales; Solanaceae
Source: RefSeq, a predicted model, not a curated record